Messenger RNA from Filobasidium floriforme, 744 nucleotides. RefSeq names its product Gti1/Pac2 family-domain-containing protein. Lineage: Eukaryota; Fungi; Basidiomycota; Tremellomycetes; Filobasidiales; Filobasidiaceae. The record is from RefSeq and is a predicted model, not a curated record. The transcript is spliced from 3 exons. Gene Ontology annotation, molecular function: DNA binding. The coding region runs from base 1 to 744 and encodes 247 amino acids.
AUGCCAGCUCCAGCUUCACCUCCCGCACUCGACCCUCCAUUCCGAGGAUAUAUCGAGACGACGUACGAUGCCUUGCUCGUCUUCGAGGCUGCCAGGAGGGGGAUGAUUCCGAGGGUCACCAGACGGCUCAUCGAGAGGGAGAGGGGAAUGGUACAGAGCGGAGCGGUAUUCGUAUUUGACGAGCACGAGAGCGGGAUCAAGCGGUGGACCGAUGGGUUGGUGUGGAGUCCGAGUAGGAUCUUGGGCAACUUUUUGGUCUAUCGAGAGACGGACAAGCGGAGAAACUCGAGCACCGGCAACAACGACCAAGGAGGAGCUGACAAGCAGACCUCGUCGUCGAUCUCUUCUGGCUCUCAAGGUCGACCGGGACUCUCGGCGGCGAGCAUCACCGGUCUCGACUAUACCCAGGCUAGGGGUCGGACCGUGAGCGACGGUCAAGGUCAACCUUCGGAUUCGCUGGAUAAGAACAGGGAGAGACAGCUCGUCGGUAGUUUGACGAAUAGCUACAAGUUCAAGGAUGCCGGGUUGGUGAAAAAGACCAUGUCCGUCAACGUCAACGGAUUCGCUCAACACAUGGUCUCGUACUACUCGGUCGCCGACGUUCUCAACGGUCGACUACGUACCCCGUCGUCCAUCGGGGAGCUCGUCUCGCUCGAGAUCAGCCCAGAGUACAUGCAGAAGCAAAACUUCCGGUUCCCACCCGUCUUCGAUAUCGGUCCCGACGGGCUGUUGCAGUACAAGUAA